Molecule: messenger RNA, 369 nt
Organism: Nomascus leucogenys (northern white-cheeked gibbon)
Lineage: Eukaryota; Metazoa; Chordata; Mammalia; Primates; Hylobatidae
Product: ubiquitin-conjugating enzyme E2 variant 1-like
Source: RefSeq, a predicted model, not a curated record
AUGUGUGUGGAUCUUAGAAUUGCUGCUCUCAGUGCACAAAUCAAGGAGCAAGAGCAACACAAAACGGCAGCUACUGCAGGCUCUGGAGUAAAAGUCCCUUACAAUUUCCAACUCUUGGAAGAACUCAAAGAAGCCCAGAAAGGAGCAGGAGAUGGCACAGUUAACUGCAGUCUAGAAGAUGAUGAAGACAACACAAGAUGCACAGGGCUGACAAUUGGGCCUCCAAGAACAUGACCCAUAUCAAUGCUAGCAAAAUGGCAGAAUUCAUACAGCAUCAAAGUUGUCCUGCAAGAGCUUCAGUGCCUAACAAUGUCUAAAGAAAAUAUGAAACUCCUUCAGCUGCCUGAAGGACAGUUUCACAGCAAUUAA